GCGUAUAAGUGCGAGUGUCGGUGCGAGGGUGAUUGAGCUUUUUUUUUUCGUACCCAUUAAAAUUUGGUCGAACGCCUUUGCUUGCGAGGGUGAGCAGGGUUGGUGUGUUAAGUGACGUGGUUGUACGAACGAAAUUCAAUUUUCCACUCGACGAGCUUUCGCAGUAGUGCCUAUUGAAACCCAGUGAGCCAUCGCGUUGGAAAUAAGUGCGAAAAACGAGUCGUCAGCAGCGGCUCGUUGUCCGUGGGCCAGUAGUGAAAAGCACCGGGGAUCCGGAUGACAGGGAGGAGAAACCCACGGGAGCAAUGAUUUUCACGGGGAGGUCGGUGGACGCGCUCGACGACGUGCACCGCUACCGAAACGAGCAGAUGCAGGUGGUGGCGGUGCGCGACUCCGAGAGGCGCCGUUCGACCAUGGCCCUCGCGACCAGCUGGUUCUCGAGCCUCAAGAGGCCCAGCAAGAAGGGCAAGCCAGGCUUUCAGAAGCAGGCCAAGAGCGCUUGGGACCUCAGCACGCUCAACUCUGUCUACGCGAAAAUGCAACUAAAAGAUGAAAUCGGCGAGGUCGUGGCCGAGAUGGAGGCGAUGGAGGGCGGCGGUCUCGCGACGGACGACGCGACAAAGUCGUCGAACAGCAAGGCCAAACAGACGUCGAUCGGCCGAAAAAAAUUCAACAUGGAUCCGAAGAAGGGCAUCGAGUACCUGAUCGAAAACGGCCUGCUGACGGCCAACCCGGACGACGUGGCCCAGUUUCUGUACAAGGGCGAGGGCCUGAACAAGACGGCGAUCGGCGACUACCUGGGCGAGCGCAACGAGUUCAACGAGCGCGUGCUCCGGGCCUUCGUCGAGCUCCACGACUUCACCGAUCUGAUACUCGUGCAGGCGCUACGGCAAUUCUUGUGGUCGUUCCGGCUUCCCGGCGAGGCCCAGAAGAUCGACCGCAUGAUGGAGUGCUUCGCCCAGAGGUACUGCCAGCUCAACCCCAACAUAUUCACCAACACGGACACGUGCUACGUUCUCAGCUUCUCGAUAAUCAUGCUCAACACGUCGCUGCACAAUCCGAGCGUCAAGGACAAGCCGAGCGUCGAGCAGUUCAUCAAUAUGAAUCGCGGCAUCAACAACGGUGGCGAUCUACCCAGGGAGCUGCUUGUGAGUCUCUACGAGAGCAUAAAAACAGAGCCCUUCAAAAUACCAGAGGACGAUGGCAACGACCUGAUGCAUACCUUCUUUAAUCCUGACAAGGAGGGCUGGCUCUGGAAACAAGGUGAGAAAACCCACCGCCAAAUCUACCACUCUUACCUGUACUUUAUUUUUGUUUUACCAUUUUUUUUUCUCGCUUCGCGCUCAUUACGUUCAUUUACUGCUAGUCUGCGUUCAUCAAUCGAUAGAUUUCUACAAAAGCUCACUUCGGGUUAAAAAAAAAUGCGCGAGUAAAAAUUAAAUU
This is a messenger RNA of Copidosoma floridanum, 1443 nucleotides long. It is a transcript of the gene step, whose product is annotated as cytohesin steppke. Gene Ontology annotation, biological process: regulation of ARF protein signal transduction. Gene Ontology annotation, molecular function: guanyl-nucleotide exchange factor activity. Lineage: Eukaryota; Metazoa; Arthropoda; Insecta; Hymenoptera; Encyrtidae. The record is from RefSeq and is a predicted model, not a curated record.